CCGGAAAAACACGCUGUCUGCAGGAUAUAUCAGGGGAGAGAACAGUUGAUGUGUACGUUUCACCGAAUAGAAAUGGCAGGUUUGAACAACAAAAGGACAGCUCGAUCUAAUGAUUCAGAAUCUGCAGUUGACCCACCAGUUUUGCGCAUCAGCCAGCUGGAUGCCCUGGAGCUAGACUCAGCUCUUGAGCAACUGCUGUGGACCCAGUUCACUCAGUGUUUCCAAUACUGCCGCCCAGGGUUGCUCACCCCGGUGGAGCCUGAACUGAAAGCAUUACUUUAUCUGCUGCUCUGGAGGUUUACUCUUUAUUCUAGCAAUGCCACAAUAGGUCAAUCUCUACUAAGCCUGCACUAUCAAAGCACAUCUUCAUCAUCUCCCCACUACAGAUCACUGUCCCCUCGUCAGAAGUUGGAUCUUGCCAUACUUACUGCAGGCCCCCGUUGGCUGCAGGAGCGUUGCUACCGUCUGCUGCCAUAUUUGUCUUUGAGUCCAAGAGGGGCUGUUUCGGAAUUGGAUGGUGGCUUGCUGCAACAAAGUCUCCGUAAAGCCCUAACUCUUUUUUCUGGUCUGGCAAAGUUUGCUACCUUUGUCAACUUCCUAGUUUUCCUAAGAAAUGGCCGCCACCCUGCCCUACCUGAAAGAAUUGCGGGAGCUCAGGCUGUGUUCAGUAAACCUAAUGUGGUUCGAGAUGUAACUUACCAGUACAUGAACCGGGAACUACUGUGGCAUGGCUUUGCCGAGUUCCUCAUCUUCCUGUUACCGCUGGUAAAUUUAAGGAAACUGAAAGCAGCGGUGUUAUUGCAUGUGCUUGGAAGAAAAGAUUCUGAGGAAGAAAGCAAAAGAGAGGGAAAAGACAUGUGGAAAAACUGUGGACUAUGUGGAGAAUGGCCAACAAUGCCUCAUACGGUGGGGUGCCAGCACGUUUUCUGCUACUACUGCAUUAAAAGCCACAGCAUAGCCGACGCUUACCUCACAUGUCCGAAAUGUGGGGCAGAAGCAGGGACGCCCAAUGUGGUGAAGAUGGACAUGCGGGUUGUGGGCAGGUGAUGGUUCCAUCCUGCUGAGAGAAAACUGCUAGAAACGUGAUCUGAAUGAAAGGGAUAGUUGAGGAUUACUUAAGCAAAGAUUUGGUAAAAUGUAAGAAGCAAGUAGUGUUUUAUCUUUAGCAAAUAAUUUUUUUUUUAAUUAUUACUAUUUACCAUGAAUCUGGAUCAUUAAGAUGAAGCUAACAGACAUGACCAAAUCAGACUUCUGUCAGCUUGAAACAACUUGAGUCUCAGAAACAUAUUAACUGUUUUUGCAAACAUUUUCAAAACCCUUUAAACUUAUGUUAGCAUUGGGCAGUCAUAUUUAGAGAAGCCAAUGAUUAAACUUGAUUGACUUAUUCAUUGAUUAUUUAUACAGAAAACGGACUUAGGAGGUUGUGUGCCACCAGUAAUAUGAAAGUGGUAUAAGAAAGUACAAACACCGUUUCAUUGUUUUUUUUUUUUUCUCAUGCUGUUUUUUUCAUAUAUAUGAUACUCU
Molecule: messenger RNA, 1524 nt
Organism: Xiphophorus maculatus (southern platyfish)
Lineage: Eukaryota; Metazoa; Chordata; Actinopteri; Cyprinodontiformes; Poeciliidae
Gene: pex2
Product: peroxisomal biogenesis factor 2
Exons: 2
Coding region: 49-1047 (332 amino acids)
Biological process (GO): protein import into peroxisome matrix
Cellular component (GO): peroxisomal membrane
Molecular function (GO): zinc ion binding
Source: RefSeq, a predicted model, not a curated record